Messenger RNA from Echinococcus granulosus, 1359 nucleotides. Its product is annotated as WW domain-containing protein tag-325. The transcript is spliced from 6 exons. Gene Ontology annotation, cellular component: cytoplasm. Bases 1 to 1359 code for a protein of 452 amino acids. Gene Ontology annotation, biological process: regulation of small GTPase mediated signal transduction; signal transduction. NCBI's taxonomy places the organism in Eukaryota, Metazoa, Platyhelminthes, Cestoda, Cyclophyllidea, Taeniidae. The record is from RefSeq and is a predicted model, not a curated record. Gene Ontology annotation, molecular function: GTPase activator activity.
AUGCUGAACGAGCCUGGGAAUGUGUUUGCCGCGGGAAUGCUGGUAGGCAAAGAAAAUCAGGCUUCCGCUGUAUGUUCUGACUAUGGUCAGCGACUGCUGGAGGCUGUGCAGGAGACGCCAGAGAUCAACGAUUUUCGCAUCCGAUGUCCUGGGAAAUUUAGGUCAAUCUGCUUCCUGCAUUUGUCCUUCGCGAUUGACGUCCCUUUGGACUUAUUCCACGAGUUUAAUAGCUCUGAUCGAAUCGGUAAUGUGCUCUCCGCUGGGCAGAUGUUUUCGCGUUCGCGACGUCAUAACAGAGGUGGUCUUCAGUCUCUACCGCUCACUCCUGGCCUUCUGGAGAAACUUAUUUACCUCAUGACAAUGCUGGAAAAUACUCGUGGAUUUCAAGCAGAGGGCGUGUUCCGCAAAACCGGAAGCCUGACCCAACAGCGCACAGUCACUGAAGCCCUUCUUCACCCAGAUUUCGAUUGCACGACUUUUGCCUGGACCGAUUUCUCUCCCCAUGAACUCGCGGGAGCACUGAAGUCUAUCAUCAGUCACCUGACUCAACCUCUUCUCACCUCUGCACUGACGCCACUCUUCCUUGAAGCCGCACGUCUGUGGGGAUGUGAGGCAGGUGGUGGAGGAGGAAGGGAGGAUAUGUCUCCAAUGGAUUUGCUUGCUUACGGCAAACAGGUGAAGUCUCUGCGUCUCCUGGUUCAGCUGCUGCCCGCUGUGAACCGGUCUUUGUUGAAGCAACUGUUGCGGUUGCUGGGGCUCGUGCUGGAGCACGUAAUGCAGAACCGCAUGACUGGUGUUGCCCUCGGCACGGUUUUUGGACCUAUCUUUGUGCCUUCUGUGUUUGGCGAGGCUAUUAACGAUCCCCAUUGCAAGGACUCUAAUAAUUUCAAAAAGGGCUGUCAAGAGGCUAUUUUGCUCGCAACUCGGCUGAUUGAGCUGAAUGACAAGCUGUUCCUCUUACCAAUCACGCUCCUUGAGGAUAUUCGUCACAACGCUAAAGAACCCUUGAGGCCGGAGGCAAAGAAAAGGCAAGAAGAUAAAGAUACUUCUCGAUGCUCGCCCUAUCGGUGGAGUAGGCGCUCGCGUCGCUCCAGCUCGCCUCUGCAGACCUCCGUUCGCUUCGCGUCUCUCUCCUCUGUCUCGGCCUCCGUUACCUCGCUGCAGACCCCUCCACCACCGGGGGCCGUCAUCAGGGACGUCUCCAGCACCACUCCCUCCACCGCCACCUCCACCAACAAUAAUGGUAGACGGCAGAAAGCAGUUCACGGGGUUGCCAUCUUUGGCUACUCGCUGGACUUAGCUGACAAACCCGGCGUAUUGCACUUGCCUGAAGUACUGCGUGCAGGCAGAUUUCACUAG